This is a messenger RNA of Durusdinium trenchii, 4341 nucleotides long. Lineage: Eukaryota; Dinophyceae; Suessiales; Symbiodiniaceae. The record is from the annotation of a GenBank genome assembly.
UCCACAAUCCGCCAUGGAACAUGCAAAGAACUUUACUAUGGCAUGAUCAAAGAGAACUCUGAGGGACAAGUUGGACAAGGGUUUUGGCCACUACUUCCACCAGAAGCCCCUGCGACCACCGGGAUGGCAAGUUCUUCGAGUGGCGAUUUUACAGGCUUGGUUGGCUUGUCUACCACAGUCGCAAACGAGAGGCUUAUAGAGCAAUUGGAAGAAAUUGUGGGAGAAUUCCUGGUUUUGGUGAAGGCAGUGACCUGGAGGUCCAGGCUAAGCUUCAUACAAUCACAGGAAGGUGCCAUCGUUCCACUAGUGGUGCUUUUCUAUAUUGUGGCUGCAGCGCUGACCGGUGACAUGUACCUGAUAGGUGAGGUGCUUCUGAUCCUGCCAUUCCAUUUCUUGGCAUGGUACAUUUCUUUCAGAUUGCCCCGUGCUGAGCAGCUACGGGCCAUUGCCAAAGUGCAAGACUGCAUUCAACGUUUCGUCUCCAGCGAUGAUGCUUUUACCACUGCGAGUGACCUGACACACCAGGAAGCUGUGCCUCCAAGUGCUUUGUGCGUCAGUGUCCUUCGAGAUCGUGUUUGGCGACAGCUGCCCUACAACAUGGUGGUUGAGGGUGAUGUCUUCAAGCUUCGAGAGGGUGAGACCUUCCCGUGCCAUGCAGAGCGCUUGGCAGUCCGACUGCCUUAUGGUGCCAUUCCUUCAGGGCAGAUGUUCCGUGCCCGAGAGGUGUUUGCACCUGCCCCACAGCUGGUGCAACCUGCCUCGCAGCCUGCCGAGGCAUUUGGAGCUCGCGCGGCUGAGGUUCCGGCUGUGGCCUCCUUUCGUGCCAGAAGUACUGCAUGCGUUCCGAUGGUUCGCAAGUUUCUACAAUCUGCCCAGAGAGAAGGCCGGACGGACACAGUGUUCUUCGAGGUCGCUGCAUUAGUCAGAGACAGAUUGAAGAAGAUAUCCAUGGUUGCCUUUGUCUCCAGUACAUGCGCAUGCGGCCUUUGGCUGCUGCAGCCGGCUGUAAAGGAGCAAAGCUUGCAGUGGCACUUGCAGCGCUUCCUGCUGCCAUUGCGGGUGAUCCUUUGCUUGCUGCCGCUGCUGCCUGCAAUUUUGCUGCAAGUCACGGACAUUUGGGGCAAUGCACGCAUUCAAUCACUGUUUCAGUGGCAUGCUGGUCUCAGUGACGAGGAUAAGGAACUUGAGAAAAGCGACGAGCAGAGCCUCAGUGGUGAGAUCGACGCAUCCAGGGUGCCACUGCAGUGGCAGCUAAAGGAGCUGUUUGGCAUCCUGUGGCAAGGUCUUGAAGGACAUGCGAACCUAAUGCACACCUUGAAUUCAACUACCGUGGUAUGUUUUUGUGAUCGGGAGGGCCUUCUCACGGAUACCUGCACUACAGUGGCGGAGCUGUGCCUGUGCGGUUCCAAGCGACAAAGGAAGAACAGCGUGUUCAGUGAUGCGGGCACUCACAGUGUGCCAGCUUCUGAAGCUGGGAAUGAGGAGCAUCAACGAAGCCACAGCUAUCGCAGUGGACGCAGCCCUAGCAAGAAGACGCCGGAUGAGUCUCAGCCAAGCCCAGACAGAGAAGAAUCCAAAGAGGAGGAAGUGAUGGAAGAAUCUAACUUCACUACAGUGGUAUUAGAUGUGCAAUCGGACCAUCAUGCCCCAAGUGGCUUGCGGUUUGAAGAGGCAGAUUGGCGUCAGCAUUUGUCAAGUUUGAAGCCCUUGUGCUUGAGCAUGGCUGUGUCACGACAGCCCCGAGAGCUUUUCUCUCAGAAAGAGGGGCCUAUGCUUUUUGACCUCAUGGCAGGGGAUUUGUUGCAAGCGAUGCAUCGUGGCACCUCGGCCGCCAUGCACGACUGCACAUGCACUAUGUCCCAGCUGAUCGGUUUCCGGGAAGAUGUGGUUGCUGGAUUUACCGAUGUGAAGUUUUGCAUGGAGCUUUGUCGACCCUUGAAGCUGCAAGCUCCACCGAAGCAACGCUCUGAAGCAUCAAUCCCACCUGAACAGAGAAUUGCAGAAGCGUCGCCCAACACUGUUGCGACCCAUGCUCAACCUCACAUGGCAUGGCGUGCUGCUCCAUCUCCUCAAAGUGACGUUCCCAGUGAAGCGAUGCCUUCGCCUUUGGACAGGGAGGAGGCAAUGCCACAGUUCAGCAAUGCUUGUGGUCUUGAGUCUCCUGAGGAUGAUUCUGGCCACAGUUCUGCACCAGGAGGGCACACAAAUUUUUCACAGACACUCCUGACCUGGUUUGUGGAAGAUCCUCGUGAUGGAUCGUACCAGAUGUUUUGCAAGGGCAAGCCGAAGCGUUUGUUGCCUCGUUGCACGCAUUAUUUCGAUGGUCAUGAGGUACUACCACUCCAUGAAGAAGACAGACAUUGCUUGACCCGGCUCGUGUUGCAGUGGAAAGCUUCUGGUUUGACGGCUUUGGCUUAUUCAUUCCGGCCUCUCACUUCACCAGCUGAGCGUGAUAUCCCUACGCAGCUUGACAAGAACACCUUUUUUUGUGCUACCGAAGGUGAAGAUGGAGAGUACACGGUAGCCCAGGCUGGAAAAGGAGAGGGUGUGUCCACUGGGGCUGCGCGACUAGCUCAAGCAUGGAAGGAGCUUCAAGGUGCACAAGUUUUGUUGGGCAUGGCUGGGGUGAAGCUUUGUGCAUCAGUCCGAAUGCCUUCCUACGCUGAGGCCCUUCAGACGGCAGGUAUUCGCUUCCAAGUCUACUCUGCUGAAGGGGAGAAGCGUACCAGAACCCUCGGUUCACAGCUUGGAUUGGAGACAGGCUGGAACUGCCUGAUAAAUCUGGAGCCUUCUGCCAAAGUCGUGAAGAACAUGAUGGGUCAGGUCGUGUUACCCUCGGGUAUUUCGAAGAUCCGGCGACACACAAAGGAGGUGGACAACGUCCCACUCUUGGUGUCCUUGUACUCCAAAGCAACUCCAUGGAGGGCACAACAGAUGAUCAGCAUCAUGCAGGAGCAUGCAGAGUGUGUAACAUGCGUAGGCUCAGCUUUGAGGCCCAACUUUGAGAUCUUCCGCCAGGCCAGCCUGUCGGUGUCUGUCUUGGUGAAUUCCGUGCCACAGUGCCGGCGGUGCUUUGGACGCAGAGCUCCGCGACAGCAGAGUGCUAGUGAUCGAGGUCCUGAUGACCUUUUAGUGAACAAUAUGGUUAAUCGUGCUGAAUUUCAGCUGUCCGCAGAUUUGACUUCACUUCCUUGCGCACUGCAAGCCAGACAUUCCUUCUCCAAUGGUGAACAACGCACACUUGAAGUGCUCUUCAAUGCCAUCAAAGAAGCACGCCGCUGCGUUGAUUGCAUUCUGAUGGUCUUGAUUCAUUACCUUUGUGGUGCUGUAGAGCUUGCCGUUGUGGUUGGGUUGCAAGCCCUUCUGUGUCUACCAGCACCACUGGAAGGCUUUCAUGUCAUGGCUUUGCUAUUGCUUUUUUUGCCGGCACUUUCCACAGGCUUGCUCUUCAAUGCAGCCUCCCCACAAAUCAUGAAGGAGCUACCGUUAAAAAAGGCUGAUGAAAAGACAUUGGCCCAACCUGGCCGCCUCAUGCUGCUGUAUGCCCUAAGAUCUGUGCCUUCAGCGUUGGUGGUGGUUGUCGCCUUCAUCCAUGACUUGCAUCGGGUGUUUUCCUGGCGCUUGGGGCGAAUUAUGCACAGUGACCGAAAAACUCCCAUUUUGGAGAAGGCUUGUGAGGGCUUUAGUUGGCAUUUUUGGCUUACAGGCCAAUGGGUGCCCUGUGUCCGGGAACUGCACCAAAUUGAAGCACCAAACAGGCCACCCUGGUCUCCAUGGAGCACAGGAAGCGAUGAGGGUCGAUGCGCAGUGUCCCAUGCACAGCAAUGGUGCGCCUUGCUCUUUGUCAUUUACCAAGUUGUUCUGUCAUUCACAUUCUUGGACAGAUACGAUUCCUUGGUCACGCGUGGUCCUGCCAGCAACAAGGUUCUGUACACUGUUGCAAUCCUGGGUUUGGUGCUUCAUGCUGCCAUAAGUGCGUGCAUAGUAUAUUUCGAGUGCAAGCAGGAUUUGUCCGAAGUACUGCUACCUUCAUGGCAGUACUGGCUGGGCUACAUGUUCCUUUGGCCAUUUUUGGCUGUGCUCAUCUCAGAAGGUGCAAAGCGGCGUGACAGGCGAUACCACACGCAUCUACAGAAGACCUUGCGCGUGCUCUUCAAUACACGGCUGGGAAUGUGGAGUCCAAAGUGAGCAGACCACAAAAUGGUUUCACAAGAUUGCUCAAAAUCUCAGAGUGCCAGUGCUGCACUGGUGCCACUUUCACCAUCUUUCACGCAUUUCAAUUUUGAUGGUGGGAGGACAAGGCUUGGGGCCAAACAUUGCAAAAAGAACAGAAAAGGCGGG